GAAGGAGGAAUCAGCAAAGAAAUACAAAUGUCAAAAGUGUGCUCGAUCCUAUAAACGGAAAGAAAGUUUGAGUCGUCAUAAAAAAUUCGAAUGCGACGUCAUUCCACAAUAAAUCAAAUAGUAAUUGGAAGAAAAUAAUAAUAAAAUCAACAAAGGAAUAUCAACCAUAUUUUUUAAAACAACUGAGGAAAGCUAGCAAUGACGAAUCCUUAAAAGUCAAGGAAGAAAUUGUCAAAGAUUAUGGAAAUUUAUCGAAUAGAUACUUUAAACCAAUCAAUAAUCGGAAAUACCAAUCGAACGUGUUCACAAUACAUCAAGCUAAAAGAAUGGCGAAAAUUCAAGAAACGAAGAUGGAAUCUGAAAGGAAAUACAAAUGUGACAAAUAAAUCAAAGUGUGCUUCGAUGGAAACAAAAAUAAAAUCAACGAGGGAAUAUCAACCAUACAUUUUAAAACAGCAUAGGGAUGCCUUUAAGGAACUGCCUAGACAUAAUGAAAUGGUCUUCACCUGCGAAAUUCAAUAUAGUAAUAACGAAUCCUUGGAAAUCAAGGAGGAAAUUAUCGAAGUUUCAGAUUAUGAAAAUACGAAUUAUCAAUCAGGCGUCUGUACAAUACAUCAUGCAGAAAGAAACCCGAAGAUUCAAGAAUCAAAUAUGAAAUCAGAAAAGAAAUACAAAUGCGAAAAAUGUGCGCGAAGCUAUAAAAAGAAAAAUGGUUUGAAUCGUCAUAAAAAAUUUGAAUGCGAUGUCAUUCCACAGUUCGGAUGUAUAUUCUGUGGCAAACGAUUUAAGCGGAAAAAUCAGAUGAAUACACACGUGCGUCUUGUUCAUCUUAAAUCAAACGCGCAGCAAUCUAAAUCACGGUAUAAUUGCGACAAAUGUUCGCGAAGUUACACUUGGCUAAAUGCUUUAAAUCGACAUAAAAACUCAGAACAUGGAAGAAUCAAGCCGCAAUUUAUUUGUGACUAUUGUGGCUACAAAACGACCCAAAAAUUUGGCUUGUCAAUUCAUGUUUCUAAGUACCAUCUCCAUUAAUUUAGUACGCUAAACUUUAAAACUUACGAAAUUUCUGUUGAAAAAAAAUCUUUUCUGUAAUACGUUAAGUUCCUGUUUAAAGUAUGUAGAAUUUGUUCAUAUACGUUUUAUUUAUUUCGAAAAAAGCUAGGUUUGAGAAGGGAUAAUUAGGUAAACAUUUUUUUUUAUUUACUAGCAAGUGUUACUACUUAUAAGUAUAAAAUUAAAAAAGGGCAC
This is a messenger RNA of Belonocnema kinseyi, 1248 nucleotides long. RefSeq names its product zinc finger protein 92-like. The transcript has 5 exons. Bases 241 to 1032 code for a protein of 263 amino acids. Gene Ontology annotation, biological process: regulation of transcription by RNA polymerase II. Lineage: Eukaryota; Metazoa; Arthropoda; Insecta; Hymenoptera; Cynipidae. The record is from RefSeq and is a predicted model, not a curated record. Gene Ontology annotation, cellular component: nucleus. Gene Ontology annotation, molecular function: DNA-binding transcription factor activity, RNA polymerase II-specific; RNA polymerase II transcription regulatory region sequence-specific DNA binding.